ACGGUUAUGUGUUAUGCAUAAUACUGCAAAAGUAGGACGAACGAAGCUUCGCGCACUUUUAGCAGCCGCAGCCGCAGCCGCAAUCGUGGUAGCAACAUCAACAAUACUUGAGUUCUUGUAAUAUCUCUCUCUCUCUAUAUAUAUAUAUAUAUACACAUACACACACAUGUAUGCACGUAUGUAUUUUCAUGUAAACAUAUAUAUACACAAUUCUCUCUGAUAGCUACUCAUACAUACAAACACACAUCCAGACACAUAUAUAUAUAUGAUGUAUAUGUUUGUAUGUAUGUGAGCGUGUAUACUUAUAUACAUAUCUAUAUAUAUAUUUAUAUAUACACACACAUUAACAGACACUUUUCAGCUUCUCUCCUCUAAAGGAGGAGGUUAUAUUUGGCUGGGCAAAUCUGGGAUUUGUUUAUUCAUUGAAUAUUCGUUAAUAUUUUUCGUUGCGGUUGCUAAAGUUUAAGCAACAAUAUCCACUCUUUUUCUAAAUGUAAUUAUUGCUCUAUGUUGUACCCUUGAGCAAAAAGAAAAAAAGAAACUAAGGAGUAAGUCCUUUCCAAAAGAAAGGAAAAAAAACCCCGGUGAAUUUAGAAAAAAAAAGGGGGUCUUUUGGCCAUCCAGGCUUGUACCCUUAUCAUGCAGUCACCUGUAAUACCCCGUCAUGUCCUGCGCUUCACGCAACUUCUUGGCAGGUUCAUGUCUCAAAGAAAACUUAGCAGCCAACCGGUGAAAUUACAAAACGACAAAAUCAUGAGCCGUAUCAGCGAGAAAUAUAUGAUCGUUGGUCUUGGCCAUGAUAAACUAUCAUUGACCAGACACAGUGUCGGUCUGCAGCUUCUUGACUGUUUGGCCGACGAGCUGAAACUACAAUGGAAAGACGACAAAGAGACUGUGGCCGGACACGUUGCUGUGAGCAAACUUGACGAUGUCAGCCUGAUUCUCCUGAAACCACAGAUUCCAAUGAUGGUAAAUGGAACCAGUGUUUCAAAGGCAGCUCGUCAUUUCGAUGUCCCACCAGAGAAUGUCUACCUCAUCCAUGAUGACAUUGGCCGCAGAAUGGGCAAGAUCGCUUUGAAGAAUGGAGGCUCAGCCAAAAAUUGACAAGACUGAAAAUUGGCAUUGAUCGUCCAGCAGCAAAAGACCAGAUUGGAAUGUACCUGCAGGAAGAAUUUUCACCUGAAGAACAAGUCGUUCUGGAUUUAGUUAUGGAUCUUUGCUUAACAACUUUGUGUCAACAUCUGAAAGAUAAGACAGGAGUGGAUAUAAACGACUUGAAACCAGCCAAUAAAACUUAACAAUCUCAAACAAACAAACAAACGAAAAAAAAACCCCAGUGAUUUGCCUUUUGAAGACGUCUUUAUUUCUCUCACUCUAUCUUUCUCUCCCUUCUUUUUACUCUUUCUCUCUCACAGUUCUUUUUUUCUCUUCUGACAACGAUAGAUAAAUGAAGACGUGUGGUAUUUUUAAUUCUUUUUUUUUGGUUUAAGUCUAACCUUAUUUGCUGAUAGAUAAAAAAGCAUAUUUAUACUUUUAUAUAGUAAAUAGACUGAAAAAGCUAUAACCAGAUAUUUAGAUAUAUAUAAAUAUAAAUGUGCAUAUGAAUGCAUUUGCACAUGCAUACAGAUACAUAUAUAUAAACGCAUAAUAGACAUACAAACAGGUUGAUUCUACUUAUCUCUCUGUAGACUAAAAAAAAUGAUGAACAACCUUAAUCGAUUUUCUAUCCUUAUUGAGGUCUCAUCAGUGAUGUUUAUACACUUGACCAAUCCCAGAGAAAUAAGUAACCAUUCUGUUUACUGGAGUAACUAAUUAGUAUACCAUUAGUGUUUAACACUGCUCACAUUCACACAUAGAUACAUGCAUACAUACAUAGGUAUACAUAGAAAUAUACAUAUAUACAGGCACACAUUGGUACAUAUAUAUACAUAUGUACGCAUACAUUUUUAUACACACUUAAAACAAUAAAUAUAUAUAUAUAUAUAUAUAUAUAUAUAUAUAUAUAUAUA
Molecule: messenger RNA, 2009 nt
Organism: Octopus bimaculoides (California two-spot octopus)
Lineage: Eukaryota; Metazoa; Mollusca; Cephalopoda; Octopoda; Octopodidae
Product: putative peptidyl-tRNA hydrolase
Molecular function (GO): peptidyl-tRNA hydrolase activity
Source: RefSeq, a predicted model, not a curated record